This is a messenger RNA of Cornus florida, 3039 nucleotides long. RefSeq names its product conserved oligomeric Golgi complex subunit 5. The record is from RefSeq and is a predicted model, not a curated record. The coding region runs from base 62 to 2599 and encodes 845 amino acids. Gene Ontology annotation, biological process: intra-Golgi vesicle-mediated transport. Lineage: Eukaryota; Viridiplantae; Streptophyta; Magnoliopsida; Cornales; Cornaceae. The transcript is spliced from 4 exons. Gene Ontology annotation, cellular component: COG complex.
AGCUCAUAACAUAACAGGUGAAAAACUAACUGCUAAGCAAGCAAGAAGUGCGCACCCAAAAAUGGCUUCUCCAGCGAUCCAGAGAUCCCCACUCCCUUCCUCUUCUUCUUCUCCUCUCCAACGCCUCUCUACCUUCAAAGACAGAACAACAAACACACCCAAUUCAACCACGACCCCACCAUCUACCUCAUUCUCAUUUUCACCACUUGAUUCCUUCUCUUCCGAUCCAAUCUUCUCCGCAUUCCUCUCCUCCGACUUCGACUCCACCCGCUUCUCCUCCGCCGCCCUCUCCUCCGGAUCCGCCGCCGCCCGAGCCGAGAAGCUCCAAGAUGGCAUCCGCCUCCUCGAGAAGCAGCUCCGUUCCGAGGUCCUCUCCCGCCACCACGACCUCCUCUCUCAGCUCUCCUCCCUCAGAGACGCCGACUCCUCCCUCGCCGCCCUCCGAUCUGCCGUCUCCACCCUCCAAUCCUCCGUCCGCAGAGUCCGCUCCGAGAUCGCCGACCCCCACCGCCAGAUCCGCGCCAAAACUCUCCAGCUCUCCAACCUCCACCGCACCACCGAGCUCCUCCAGUUCACCAUCCGCGUCCUCCGCCUCUCCAAGAAACUCCGCGACGUCAUGGCCGCUGCCGAAUCCGAACCCGAAAAGCUCGACCUCUCCAAGGCGGCCCAACUGCACUGCGAGAUCUUGAGCCUGUGUAACGAGAAUGAGUUAGCCGGCAUCGCCGUGAUCGAUGAGGAAUUGAAUUGGGUUUUCGAUGCCGGACAGAAGUUGCGGUCAGAGGGAAUGAGGGUUUUGGAGAGAGGAUUGGAGGGUUUCAAUCAAGCUGAGGUUGGGGCGGGCUUGCAGGUGUUUUACAAUCUUGGUGAAUUGAAGGCAACAGUGGAUGGGUUGAUAAACAAGUACAAGAGUCAGGGUGUGAAGAGUGUGAGUGCUGCGCUGGACAUGAAGGCCAUUUCGGCCCCUUCCGGGGAUGGGUUUGGGCCCGGACUUGGAGGGAUACAGAGGAGUGGGACACCGCAAAUUGGCGGUGGGGCAAAGGCAAAGGAGGCACUGUGGCAGAGGAUGAGUACUUGUAUGGAUCAAUUGCAUUCCAUUGUGGUUGCAGUUUGGCAUUUGCAAAGGGUUCUGUCGAAGAAAAGAGACCCUUUUACGCAUGUUUUGCUGCUUGAUGAGGUCAUGCAGGAAGGUGAUUCAAUGUUAACAGAUCGUGUUUGGGAGGCCCUUGUGAAAUAUUUUUCCAGCCAAAUGAAGUCUGUUUUCACUGCUUCAAGCUUUGUGAAAGAGAUAUUUACUGUGGGAUAUCCAAAGCUCUUCUCCAUGAUAGAGAAUCUUCUUGAGAGAAUUUCACGUGACACAGAUGUCAAAGGAGUUCUACCAGCUGUCAGUUCAGAAGGAAAAGAUCAAAUGGUUACUGCAAUUCAAAUAUAUCAGACAGCUUUCUUGGCCCUCUGUCUGAGUCGACUGUCUGAUCUUGUUAAUUCCGUAUUUCCAGUGUCAAGCCGUGGAACUGUUCCUUCCAAAGAACAUAUCUCAAGAAUUUUAUCACGCAUUCAGGAAGAAAUUGAAGCUGUUCAGCUGGAUGCACGUUUGACACUUCUUGUCUUGCGUGAAAUCAACAAAGUUCUGAUUCUGCUUGCAGAAAGAGCUGAGUACCAGAUAUCUACUGGCCUGGAAGCACGGCAAAUAACUGGUCCUGCAACUGCAGCACAACUCAAGAACUUUGCAUUAUGUCAGCAUCUGCAAGAAAUUCAUACACGCAUAUCAUCUAUGAUCACCGGACUGCCCACUAUUGCCUCUGAUGUCUUGUCCCCAUCACUAGGUACCAUAUAUGGGGUUGCAUGUGAUUCAGUGACAUCCUUGUUCCAAGCCAUGCUUGACCGGCUUGAGUCUUGCAUCUUGCAAAUUCACGAACAGAACUUUGGUGUGCUUGGCAUGGAUGCUGCUAUGGACAACAAUGCAUCCCCUUACAUGGAAGAGUUGCAAAAAUGCAUUCUUCACUUCCGUAGUGAAUUCCUUUCUAGGCUGUUGCCUUCUUCAUCAAAUGCGAUCACUGCAGGAACAGAAACCAUAUGCACUAGGCUUGUCAGGAGCAUGGCUUCUCGGGUUCUGAUAUUCUUUAUAAGACAUGCUUCUCUUGUUAGACCUCUCUCUGAGUCAGGCAAGUUGAGAAUGGCUAGAGACAUGGCUGAGCUGGAGUUAGCUGUGGGCCAGAACUUGUUCCCGGUUGAACAGCUUGGUGCGCCAUAUCGAGCCCUUCGUGCAUUCCGGCCCGUUAUUUUCUUGGAAACAUCUCAAUUGGGAGCAUCUCCUCUUCUUCAAGAUCUGCCACCUAGUGUCAUACUUCACCAUCUUUACUCUCGAGGCCCAGAAGAAUUGCAGUCACCAAUGCAAAGGAACAAACUUACGCCUCUACAGUAUUCAUUGUGGCUGGAUUCUCAGGGUGAGGAUCAGAUUUGGAAAGGUAUUAAAGCAACUCUAGAUGAUUAUGCUGCAAAGAUAGGAGCAAGAGGAGACAAAGAAUUCAGUCCCGUAUAUCCUCUUAUGACGCGACUGGGAUCAUCUUUAUCAGAAAACAUGGUGGCGUUGCAAAAACCUUGAAGAGUGGUAUAAGCUGACAUAAACCAUUUGUCUGUGUAGAUGGAAUGUCCUUCACUAGGUUUUUGCUUUUAGAAACAGUUCUGCAUAUGAAAAUUGGACCAAACCUAUAUUGUUCCAUGCUAGUUUACUUCCCUCUUUUUUAAGGUCUAAAUCUUAUUCAUUGAGAAGAAAAGAGGGUCAAUUGCUAAUCAACUCUGCUGAGCUUCUGGAUGUCGUUCAAUUAUGUUACAUUCUGUAUAUUUCCUCCCGAUCCUUCAAAUUUUCUUCCCUUUUUUACUUGUUUGCAUAACCUUUUCUCACCCACUUUUAAAGAGGCUGUACUUCGUAAAUUUUGUUUCGAACUCACAAUAAUUGUUAUUGUUAAAAAAAAAAAAGUCCGGAAAUGACUUGUAUUCAAAGAUAUUAGUGUUUCAUAUUUAAACAUCGACUUUAAUUACAAA